Exophiala dermatitidis NIH/UT8656 is the source of this 1038-nucleotide messenger RNA. RefSeq lists its product as uncharacterized. The record is from RefSeq and is a predicted model, not a curated record. Bases 1 to 1038 code for a protein of 345 amino acids. Lineage: Eukaryota; Fungi; Ascomycota; Eurotiomycetes; Chaetothyriales; Herpotrichiellaceae. The transcript has 2 exons.
AUGGCAGAAAAGCACGCAGGUCUGUCAGUCGUGUGCAUUCGAUGCGGCGCGGGAAAACACCAGACCGCCACAGUUCGAGAUAUGAAGAGUCAUCCGCAACGUAUUCAGACUCGUCUGAGCUUGAAAGACGACAUCCAAGUGGCAAAUAUCGACAACGCCAACAUAGUCAUGCAAGCUCGGGGAGAGAAAGGCGCCGCUUACGGCUUUCGCCAUGUGAAGAAAGAAUUUACUACGAAGGGCGCUCGGUGGGAAGAAAGCAUCUUGAUAUCCCAGAGGAUUUUGAAGACGAUGACUACGACUAUGAGAAUCCCAGAGGUCAUUGACGAUUACAGUGUUCGCAUCUCAUCGAGGGCUCAAUCGCGGACCCGGAGGGUCGUCCGACGCCAGGACUCCGAUGCAUAUUCAGGAAAUCCGCCACAAGCUGAGUAUUAUGUCGAGCGCUAUGAAUAUAUUCAACAGCCUCCGUCGAGACACCACCAGCGUGGGUAUUCCCCUCAACAAGGGCCUGCAUUGCCGAAUGUUAGAGACACGUCGCUGCCAGCUCAUAAUCGAAGUCAGCAUCCCCAGCAGGAGGACAAGGACACACACGAUCAAGGAGCGUACGACCGACUGCGAUCCAGGUCUAUCCCGCGAGGCCGCCUCCGCAGCAGAGAAAAUGAUUUCCACUAUGGUGGUGUGUAUGACGGCUCUCCCCCAUACUAUACUCAACUCACGCCUAACAAAGAAAUUGCAGAUCCUAGUCAGGGUAGACACGGGCGGCGUCUGGUAUAUGCGCCCAGCCCGCCUCCAGCUCGUUCCUCGUCGCUAGGGUAUCUAGCAGAUCCUGAGGCAGAGGAAAAGGAACAGCAGCACAUCCGAAUUGGAGGAUCCCGGCGUCGAAGGUCAAGGUCUCGACCCUUGGACGUAGAAUCAAGCGAGCUGCGCAUCUUGAGACCUGGCGAUGAGCUGACAGUGGUCGAAAGAUAUGCACCAAGACCAAACCAGGACUACGAACGGUACGACCAUGAAGGGAUCAGGGUCAGAGUGCGGGAAAUUUGA